This is a messenger RNA of Aspergillus chevalieri, 1485 nucleotides long. RefSeq names its product NAD-dependent succinate-semialdehyde dehydrogenase. The transcript has 4 exons. The record is from RefSeq and is a predicted model, not a curated record. The coding region runs from base 1 to 1485 and encodes 494 amino acids. Lineage: Eukaryota; Fungi; Ascomycota; Eurotiomycetes; Eurotiales; Aspergillaceae. Gene Ontology annotation, molecular function: succinate-semialdehyde dehydrogenase (NAD+) activity.
AUGGCCCAACUGCCCUUCCAGCUCGAUGAUCCUUCGCUGUUGCACUUUGACUCGUUUGUCGGGAACGAGUGGGUUCAGUCAAAGCACGGGGAGCGCUUUGAGGUCGUGGACCCCGGCACUAAUAUCCCCUGGGCCAGCUGUCCGACCAACACGUCCGACGACGUCGACGCGGCCGUGAAGACCGCCCAUACAGCCUUUCAACAGUAUCGCAACGUCACUCCCCGACAACGCGCCCAAUGGCUCCUCCGCUGGGACACCCUCAUCCGCGAAGCCAAACCCGAUAUUGCCCGCAUCCUUACUCAUGAAACCGGGAAACCGCUGGCGGAGGCCAUGGGCGAGAUUGAUUAUGCCACCAGCUUUACUUGGUGGUUUGCCGGAGAGGCGGAGCGUAUCCAUGGGACCAUCAGCGCGUCGUCGAUGCCGAAUCGUCGAGUCUUAACGGUCAAGCAGCCGAUCGGGGUUGCCGUCGCGUUGGUGCCCUGGAAUUUCCCCAUUGCUAUGAUCCUGCGCAAGGCGGGCGCCGCUUUCGCAGCGGGAUGCACGAUGAUUGUGAAGCCGAGUCCGGAGACCCCGAUCGCGACGUUGGCCGUUGCUCAUCUGGCGCAAAAAGCAGGCUUUCCGCCGGGUGUGUUCAACGUGCUCACGACCGACUUGGCGAAUACACCCUCGCUGAGUGAGAAUCUCUGCAAACAUCCGCUGGUGAAGAAGGUUUCGUUUACGGGGUCGACUCGUGUCGGGAAACUGAUCGCUGGUCACUGUGCCACGGGCCUGAAGAAGGUCACCCUUGAGCUAGGCGGCAACUGCCCGUUCAUUGUGUUUGACGAUGCGAACCUCGAUCUCGCACUCGACCAGCUCAUGGCCCUGAAGUGGCGCCAUGCCGGUCAAGCUUGUAUCACGGCGAAUCGUGUGUACGUUCAAGCGGGAAUCUUCGAUGCCUUUGCCCAGCGCCUCAAAGAGCGCACGAACGCUCUUGUCGUCGGCCAUGGCGCCAAAGAAGGGACCACCAUGGGGCCACUUACAACGCCACAAGGAGUGGACAAGGCGCGGAAGCAGGUCGAAGAUGCACAGAAACGCGGAGCCACAGUUCUCUGCAGUGGGACCGUGCCGGAGAACAAAGAGGGUUACUUCUUCCCGCCGACAAUCCUCACCGGUAUGACGCCGGAGAUGUUGAUCUCGCAAGAGGAGAGCUUUGCGCCCAUUGCGGCGCUUUACAAAUUCGAUACGGAGGAGGAAGCGGUCCGUUGCGCCAACGAUACCAGCAUGGGUCUGGCUAGUUAUGCGUUUACUCGUGAUGUUAACCGGGUUUGGAGGUUGAUGGAGAAUCUCGAAGCGGGUAUGAUUGGGCUGAAUACUGGAAAUUCAUCCGCGGCGGAAUCGCCCUUUGGAGGUAUCAAGGAAUCUGGAUACGGAAAGGAGAGCGGAAUGGAGGUGGCUGUUAACGAAUAUCUGGUAACCAAGACGGGCACGUUGACGGUCGAGCAGUAG